AUGCAAAUUUCUAAGGGCGGGGGUGGCGAGCGGUUCGUGUCUAUUCCAUUAGAUUACGGGCUAGCGAUCUUGCACAGCUGCAUGAAACCCACUCCCCCCUUCACACUAAUCGUCCACCGAUCCACAUUGAGUGCUGUCACUGUCGAUUUAAUGUUCCAUCUCUAUGGCCAUCUGAGCCUAGCCGGCCAUAGGGAAUACGGGGAGAAGGGAAGAGUGGGCUCGAUGAGUAAAAAUGCUUUUAGCAGCUGCCAUCCUGCCCUCGUGGCCUUUGCCUCGCUCGAGGACGUGAAAGGCCUCUCUUUCACGUGUCAAUUACAAGUGCCCGUUUCGAGUCUUUUCUCCUCCGUGGACAUAACUUUCUCAUCGAACUGUGGGUAUAGAGCUGAACCACUUUCUUUUUAA
This is a messenger RNA of Protopolystoma xenopodis, 402 nucleotides long. The record is from the annotation of a GenBank genome assembly. Lineage: Eukaryota; Metazoa; Platyhelminthes; Monogenea; Polystomatidea; Polystomatidae.